Mizuhopecten yessoensis (Yesso scallop) is the source of this 3192-nucleotide messenger RNA. RefSeq names its product DC-STAMP domain-containing protein 2-like. NCBI's taxonomy places the organism in Eukaryota, Metazoa, Mollusca, Bivalvia, Pectinida, Pectinidae. The transcript has 4 exons. Gene Ontology annotation, molecular function: protein binding. The record is from RefSeq and is a predicted model, not a curated record. Gene Ontology annotation, cellular component: membrane. The coding region runs from base 148 to 2631 and encodes 827 amino acids.
AGUUAUACUAUAUACACAAGUGUCACCGCUAGACAUUAUAAGCCACAGUGUUUCUUGUACUGGCUUUGUUACUGAGGUCCAGGGCAGCAGCUUGAUGCCGGGGACCAUCUGUCUUUAGAAAACCUGGAGAAGCCACAAUAAGGAAGAAUGUCUCAUGAAGCUAUAGCUGACUUCGAGCCAGAAGGGCAACAGGAAAUACGACUGCAGGUCGGAGACAAAUUUCGGAAGGUCAAAGAUGUUGGAAAUGGAUGGGCUAUUGGGACAAACAGCAGGACCAAUGAAACUGGGGUUUUCCCAGCAUCUUACGUUCAGAAGGUGGAAGGUUUCACCACCAAUAUCAUACGCAGGCUCACGAAGUCUAGAUCUCGCAGGAACCAGGAACCCAUCGACACUGAGAAAAGUCAAGUCGAUAGGCCAACACUAGAACCAGAUGCGGCUGUAAUGAAAAUGCAUGACAUGAAGACACACAUGGAAACUGAUACCGAGGAAGACGAUUCAGACAGCCCCGACGACUUCGACACCGAGAACGAUAUGAUCAGUGACGAUGAAAAUGAUAGAAGUAUGCAUGGCGAAGAAAAACCAGACGAGGCCAGAGAGAAACGUUUAAAUCAAAUUAAAAAUUUUGCUGAUCAACUUUUUUCCAGUGAACGAAAUCAGUUUGCUUGGCAAAAAUCUGUUUUCGGCAUUAUAAUGGGAGUAGUGUCUGGCGUUGGACUUUUCUUCCUGUUGGGUUACGGUUACAGUAUCAGGCUGGAUAUCGCAGGAUAUAUUACUCUGGGUUGUACCCUUUUGUUCUGUCUCGGCCUGGCUUUGUCAGUCCAUUGCCGGUGCAUUGGCCUACUCAUGCUGCCCAGUCUUGCCACAGCCCGUGGUCGAGCCCUCCUUCUUACAAUUAUUGUUAGUAUUCUGUUGUCGGGACCGAUUCAAAACAUAUCCAACAACGCCAAGGAAGUAUCUGCGGCUAUGGCCUGCAGCAUGUCUGUGAUCUACAACCAGAGCGAUUCACUUAAGACCCAGCUUCAGGAGCCAAUCAACCAGGCCGCAGAUCAGAUCGAAGAGAACACGAAAGGACUACGAGAUAUCGGAAAUGCCAUAGAGACGGCUUUUGGACCAAUUUCCAGCGCCAUCAACGCCAUUGACAGCGGAGCACAAGACGCCAAGGCAGCUCUUAACGCCGCUUCAGUUGAAUGUAAACGGCUAUUCAGUGGCGCCUACACCUCGUGUGUUACUGAAAUAAACAAUGCAAAGACCAAAUGUGUGAGCACGCUGGGGUCCCUGGGACUUAACCGGAAACGGCGGGACACAGUCAAGCAGCUUAAAGAGUUCAUGUUGGAACACAAGCACAUUACCUUAGCCCUACUAAUGAAAGGGGAACAUAAAAGGUUCAAGCGGGGGUUGACUGACGUCUGUAACAUCCUAGAUGUGUCUGGUAUAUGCCAAGUCGUCAAUAUAGGGUCAGUCGCGUGCGCCCCGGUGGAGGCUCUGGAUUCAGCAGCCAAUGGGAUCGCCAAAGAAGUCCAAAAGGGAGUAAAUGAAAUUGAAAGUUGGUUUGCGUUUGAUGUUAUCAAAGAACUUGGACUCUCUGGAUUAGCUAACGCCACAAAAACUCCCCGAGAGUUUAUUGAUGAAGUGGAUGCAAGUUUGAACUAUAAUAUAGACUGGGUACAAUUCGGAGUGACACUGUUGACAAAUUUGCUAGCCCUUACAUUGGUUCUUCUGUUGAUCCAAUCCUUUGUCUACUUGAAGUCAUAUAUUUCCCAAGAUGAGUACAACAACGUUUAUAUAACAACGGCCUUCAAAGCGUACGACAAAGAGCGAGAAACAAAUGGGGAAUCGUUCAUCCUUCCACUGAAGAAACGAGAAAAACGUGGGUACACCGAUACCAAAUCUCUGAAGUUGUCCCCAACGGAGGUCCGGAACAGCACAGCGGGGAUGAUACAAAUUAUUCUACAUAUGAUAUUCGCUUUCCUCAUAGUUUUUUUUGACUACAUACUCUACUAUUGCGUCUAUCUUAUAAACCGUUACGGUCGGGUGAACAUUGAGCUGUCGGGACAGAGCAGCAUACUGCUGGAAAUCACAGGCACAGGCCAGGUAGCCAAGCUGAUGCGAUCGCUUAUAACAGGGAUAAAUCUCAACAAUGUGUACGAUGCUGAUUUCAACGUUACAAGCUGUCUCCCUAAUCCUACCGAGCCCAACUUUAACCUAUUCUAUGCUUACGCUGUCGUGUACACACUAGCAAUAGUGGCGGUUCUGUCCCAGUCCUACAGUCUUCGUCUAAAAAGGAAGAUAUGUGCUUAUUAUUACCCAGAACAGGAGGUGGAAAGGACAGUGUACCUACACAGAAAGAUACGACAUGACCGCAAAACACACCAGCUGCAGCUCAAACAACAUCUCCGCAGCAUGAAGAAGGAGAAACGGAUGUCGAAGAAAUACGAUAGCAAAAUACCAUUUGCAGACAGGUUUAGGAAAAAGAAACUAGAAUUACGAACCUGUCUUAACUGUGGAUCAAACGAAGGUAAAAACCUCAAGAUGGUGACUUGCUCCAAUGCAACCUGUUCAGCAGAUUAUUGCGAAACCUGUAUGGUCGAAAUGGGUGAAAAGUGUCACCUUUGUGGAGGAGGUGUCAAUUAGACACAUACCAGACGGAGAUGAGGAGGCACAGGUGCUUAACGCGAUUGAAAAACAUAUCACCAAGAUCUUUAUCUAUGAAGAAGAACCUAAUAUACUAUUUUCUCUCACACUCUCUAUAUAUACACAUGUGGUUGAUGUAUUGCAGUAUGGUCGAUUUCCCGAAGCAAUAAUAAAGCGCCCGAGACAGUUCAUUUUAUCGGGCGACCUCGGAUCUAUAUUUCUGAAUGCCAAAAUUGGUGAACGCACAUUGGGUGUGAACUGCAGAAAAAACAUAAAGGGAAAAUUCGUCAAUCGUCAAUUAUAGUAAAGAACGGAUUCAGUUCAUUUUGCUUACAUAUGCCAAAGUUAAAGUGGUCCCUUCAGUGUUCGUAUAUGUAAAAAAAGAUACAUUUAUGCAUGUACUAUUUUGGCAGUUCGGCAGCACUUCUGAACUGAACAUCUACCAUGCGCUUAAAAAUCGGCCAGUCAGGGAAGUUGUGUCGCGGCAGUCCACCUACUGUGCGGUCGGGUCAGCUAAAGUAGGCGUUGGAACAUUUUGUAUACAAUAUAAUAAUUUUCUGU